UCGCUGGCUGACUCACGUGGUGUGUGCGGGGUCGGCCUCUAUUACAAAGCAGUGAGCAACUUACGCAAAAUUCGAUGUGUGAAUCAUGGUCUCCUCGGUCCUGCUUGUGAGAGCCAGAGAGCUGGAAUCAAUUCUCAACUGGGUACGAUUCAAGGAGGGCCCAUUCUCCGAGACGUGGUUGAAACUCUGUUUUGGUACCUCCCUCUCUCUCUCUCUCUCUCUCUUCGUAAUAAGCAAGUGGUGUAAUCAUUUAUACCAUCGGAGUUCGGAGUGCGGAGUGCCCGCGAAAUUUCGUAGGGCCAGAGAUGUCUUUUCCCGCCAUAACUGCCCUCUAUCAGAGCCCCAUAGUCUGGAAUCGCGGGACCAGGACCUGCAGAGCCUCGGCUUUGGCUGCUGCUGCUGCUGCUGCUGUCUUCGAGCUUUCGCCCAUCGCUACCGGUGCUCGCCGCAAGUCUUCGGGACUCUGGAGUUUGGGAAUCAGCGUGCGAGCUCGUUGGGCAUCGGCAGCGUCGUCGUCGUCGUGGUCGAGGAAUUCACCAAUGGAGGGAGACGGGAGCACCGCCGAAUUGUUGGUGGACGCCAGGGAGCCUGCUCUCAAGAAACAGGCGGUCGAAGUGCCUCACGUGAACGGAAGCAGCAACGGGAAGAGCCAUGUCGUACCGCCCGUCGCUCCCUCGCUCGCUUUGCGCGUGAAGAAGUUGGCCCCCGAAGCGAUUCUGCCCUCGAGAGGGUCGGCUCUGGCGGCCGGUUACGAUUUAUCGAGUGCAUAUGACGCAGUCGUUCCCGCUCGUGGAAAAGCGCUGAUCAAGACCGAACUCUCCGUGGCAAUUCCCGAGGGCACCUACGGCCGCGUGGCCCCUCGCUCAGGUUUGGCGUGGAAGCACUCGAUAGACGUGGGAGCCGGGGUCAUCGAUGCGGACUAUAGAGGCCCGCUCGGAGUGAUUCUAUUCAAUCACUCGGAUGCGGAAUUCUCCAUCAAAGCUGGGGACCGGAUCGCGCAACUGAUUCUCGAGUGCAUCGUUACUCCUGAAGUGCUCGAGCUCGACGAUUUGGACGAGACCGUCAGAGGCGAAGGUGGAUUCGGCUCCACGGGUGUCGCCGCCGCCGCUGCCGCAGUCGUCAUAGUCGAUGCCCCGGCCGGCGAUGAUGCUCCGAUGUCGACUAGUUGAACAAUUCCGCCGUCGUGUUCAUAGAAUGACCUCGUUAGUCGUAGUCUCGACCCUCUCUCUCGCGUAGAAGGUUUUCGAAUUUUGUACAGGAUAGCACAGCACCGCGCCCGCCUCAGGCAUAGAUAGAUGUCGUCACAAUCAGCUCAGGUUUUUGAGUAUGAGCAUGGUCUCGGUGUCACCGGACGUCUCGGACGAUGCGAUUGCAAAUGCAAAUGCAAUAGCAAUAGCAUUGGUCUGCAUGUAACCGAAGAUCAUCAGAAUUUUGAGUCCUUGGGAAAUUCAUGAUUCAGCUCAUGUCUUGCUCGUGCAACGCCUUCAAUCCGUCAGUUUUCUGAACUGGAGUGACGCAACCACUCCCAACAAAAGACGGACGUUUACGUCGAUGGAAUUGAAUUGCUUCGACUUCCUUGCUCACUUAUCUUCGCACUCGGAUUGGCUGCAAAUCCAAUUCAGCCCAUCUCAUCUCGAGGCUAUCCC
This is a messenger RNA of Marchantia polymorpha subsp. ruderalis, 1646 nucleotides long. The record is from the annotation of a GenBank genome assembly. Lineage: Eukaryota; Viridiplantae; Streptophyta; Marchantiopsida; Marchantiales; Marchantiaceae.